This is a messenger RNA of Lymnaea stagnalis (great pond snail), 3229 nucleotides long. Lineage: Eukaryota; Metazoa; Mollusca; Gastropoda; Lymnaeidae. The record is from the annotation of a GenBank genome assembly.
AAAAUUCUUGAAACCAUUAACAAAAAUUAUGCCACUGACAAGACUCCCGCUGUCAAGGAGUCUUGUCAAAGUGGGGAAAAUAAAUUCUCCAAAGAUGAAGACUUUUCCAGGCAGCUAAGAAAUGUAGACAACUCAUGUGAACAGAAUUAUGAGAUUGAUGAUUUGGAUUUUACUGAUUUUUCAGUGCUUAAAAAAAAUCUUAAACAAGAUGGCGGGUCUACAAGAACGUUACAGAAGAAAUCGAAAACAGCAAGUGGGGGUGGAAAGAAAAAGGGGAAAGAGUGCCUAGAGAAAUUAAAAGCUCUGAUUCAUUCUGAGUUAUUUCACCUUUCCAUUAGUGUUGCCGUAGUGAUUGCAAUGUUGAGGAUCCUGCGAAGGUGGAACCAGACAGGCAACAAGUGGCUAGAUACACCAGACAUUGGUGACUGGCUCAUUUUGUAAGUAGUCAACUUGUCAUUUGUUUCCAGGACAGAAAUAUUAACAGUUAGUAAUUUAACUGAUGACCUACCAGAUUAAAAAAUCAGGCUGUGGCCGGAUUAAAUUUAGGUCACAUUUUCUCAUUGAAGGUGUAUGUACACAUUCAGCUGCAGUUUUCUUAAUUAUAAACAUAUUCUAAUGAUUAAGAAACCCUUUUGUGGGUAAAUGAAUUGUCUAUAAGAUAAACUUAGAACAUUUGUAAAUUUAAGUUCUGGUAGGAAAGUAUUCAUUUUUGAUAAAAAAUAUCUAAAUGUGCCGGCUUACCUACAAGUUUUAAAUUUCCAAAACACUUAAAACUUAAAGUCUUUUAUUUGAUGGUUACCAAAUAGUAUAUCCAAUAAUAAGAAAAAUUCUCUAAAGCACACAGAAAUUGAAUAACAUUUACACUUCCAAUUACUUAUUGGCAUUUAGUAACCCUGCCACUUGUUGCCACAGUAAACAAGUUGUACAAUUUUGUAACUAGCUCAGAAAUUAAAUCAAAAUUAAUUAACUGCUCGUUUUUUAAAACCUUCUGCUAACAGCAUGUGGUUAGAAAAUAAACAUUCUGUCUGUAAAUUAAAAUCUUGAACCAAAACAGGAACGGAAUAAUAUAAAUAUUUGACAGCAUUUACUACAAUACAAACGUUGGCGCUACCAGUGGCUUGUGGCCAUAACGAAAGAAACACAGAGCCACUACCACCAGCUCAUGUUAGUUAACCAGUUAAGUCAUUUAAUAAUGAUACAGGUACUUAAAACCUGGUUAUUAACACAUUACUUGAAGCUUCAAUUAUUUUCUUUCAAUCCAAAUAUUUUAUCACCCUAUUCAUUGCAUGGGGGUGAGACGUCCAUGCAAUGAAUUUUUUAACAUUAAACAGUUACUGAAAUAUUUUAAAGUUGUACUGGCCAUUAUUAUAAAACUGGUUUCUUAAUGGAUCUUUGUGUAAAAUUUUUAAAAUUGAUUUAAAGUUUCUCUUCAACUUUAUUUCCAGAACUGAAAACAAAAACUACCUUUCCUUGUCUGUGAUCUUCUCUUUGAUGAUAAUUGGAGCCACCAGGGCACGGCAGGUAAAGCGGGUGCAGAGCAUGUUUAUCAACUUGGCCCUCACCACAAUCUACUUUUACCGUGUUGCAGGUGGCAGUCUUUUCUUUCCAGCUUCAUGGUUUCUGUCACAAAGGUAACUUACUAUUUGCACUUAUCAGUGUCUCUUGGUGAUCAAUUAAAAAUAUUAAUUAACUUUUUUUUAAUUACAAAAAUAGAACUGAAAGUGCUUUUAUCUUCUAGAAAUUGCUACAGUUUACACUUGUGACAUCCUAUGUUAAGCAGAUUGGAUUUGGCACUGUUGUUCAGUGUUAACACAUCUGCAUCAUAACCACUAUAUCGAUAAUGUUAAAGUUUGUGAAGAACUAUUUCAAUGAUUAUGUAAUUGUUGCUGAACUUAAAUUAAAAACAAAACAUUAAUUAAGAUCAUGAAACUGUUAUUAGAAAGUGUUUUUUAUUUUUUAGACAAUUUGUUUUUCUACAACUCUGAAUCAGGCUUUCUAACAUUGGUUUUUUUUUGUUUUUUUGUUUUUUUUUUGUCUUCAAGUUAAGUUGCUUUUCCAAGAAUCCCCACUUUCCAUUACAGGGGCAUAAUGGAAGCAAGAGCAUCAUUUAUUUUGAUUGGAGUUAUCCUCCUUAUGACUUUUCUUCCAAGUAAUUUUUUUCAACUUGAAAGCACUCCCAAAAUGGAGGUUCUCAAACCAACUGAAUCAAAAUUUCAAUCCAAGAAAAUAUUGCAUGUAAAUAAAGCUGACAAAACCAGUGACCUCAGUCACACCAUGGAAUCUCCCUCUGACUCCCAGAAUCUUUUAUGUAAUCAAGAAACAACUGUAAGAACAUGCAGCCCAGCUGGGCCCGGCACAGACAAGGUUGCAGAUGACACUAGAGAUAUGAACAUACACCAAAGGUUAAAUGGCCUGAGUUCUGCUUUCCUCUGUUUCAUGUGUCUAGUCCUACGUCCUCACAACAUACCAGUGGUUGCCAUGCUCUCCUUGAUGGAUCAGAUGAUGACACCUGUGCUCCUGGCAACUGGCAUGAAACCAUCUUACAUCCUGUUGUAUUGUCACUGGAUGGGACAAGCUUUUUUCUUUUUUCAGGUUUGUCAACCCUUAUUUGAACAGUUGUGUGUAUCUGCAGAACAUAAUUUUUGUGUGUAUUUGCCUGAGAAAGGAUUGGAGACUGGUUGGUCAUGGUUGUCGUUAAUUUUUUUGUCUAGGUUUUGAUUAGCUGGUCCAAAGAGUCCAUCAUAAAAAUCAAUGUAUUUAUUGCUGUGUUGCAAUCUUUAACUUUAAUGUAGGGCAGGAGAACUUUAAAAUAGUUUAUUAGAAUCAGUAAAUAAAAAAAAAUAAAUAAAUAAAAUAAAUAAAAAAAAGGAAAGUUCUUCGAUACCUUUAUCUUUGACAAGUAAACAAGGCUUUUAACAUAAAUUAAUUACGAGGAAACUUUGCCAUAAAGGCAAUAAAGAAAUAUGAAGAGAUUUUUGGGGAAUCGCCAAAUUCGUUCGACAAUUAAAGACCACUGAAAUAUCAACAGGGUAAUUCAAACAGUCUCAGCACAGUGGAUCUGACAGCAGGUUACACUGGCCUAAGUGAAUAUAUUCCUUCAGUGACCGGACCUCUUCUCUGUUUGGCCACUUACAGUGGAACCAUAUUCUGGAUGUUGACAUUUCUCAAAGUGAUGAGUUUGAUGUAUGAGAGCAAGGAAAAAGACAGGUCAAGGUUUGUCAGCUUUUAG